Clunio marinus is the source of this 1317-nucleotide messenger RNA. The record is from the annotation of a GenBank genome assembly. NCBI's taxonomy places the organism in Eukaryota, Metazoa, Arthropoda, Insecta, Diptera, Chironomidae.
AACAUCUGGCAAUACUACGACAAAAAUGUAAAUAAAUCCAAAAAUUAAAACUGAUUUCGUUAAUGUUUCGAAUAAUAAAAGACAUUUAUCAUAAAAUUUCAUUAUAAUUUUGUCAAUUGUGAUCUUAGGUAAAAGUAGAAAAAUAUAAAACAAUUAUUCGACAAAGACAUUGACAUUUAAGUGAUGAAAUAAAGCGUCAGUUUUGAAAAACCAUGACAACGUGAAAUAACAAAACGUCAAAGAAAUCGAAAUCAUUUCAAUUAAAGAUAACAAAAUGAUAUUCUUGAAAAACUUUUUCAAUUCUUUGUAUUUGUUUUUCCGUCCAUUAAUCAAAUGGUUUCUUCAUCGGUUCACAAAUUUAUGUGAGCUGCAGCGAUUAUGUUAUGGAGCGCAUUCCGGUUAUAAGCGAUGUAAGCUUGUUGAAAGAUCUCUUAAUCUCUCAAAAAAGUCACAAAUCAAACAUUUGGUUUACUGUCUCAACGAUCUCACAUCACAUCCGAUGUCAGAUUCGCAAAUUCAGUCUGAAAUUGUGGAUCGAGCCAUUAACACAGUACUACUUGUUAAGAAAAUAAAUCCAAAAUAUCAUCCUGGAUUUCCGCCAUCGUUUGGAAGAUGUGUUGAAGCUAUUUAUGGGUACAGAAGGUUGGUGACGAUUAUAGAAGAUCUCAGACUAGAACAAUACGAUCCAAAUAGCGAAGUCCACGAACGAAAGUUGAUGGCACUUUGGCACAAUCUUAUGCCCGAUGUGAAAUUAGAAGGAAGAAUCACAAAGCAAUGGCAAGAAAUUGGAUUCCAAGGUGACGAUCCUGGAACUGACUUCAGAGGAAUGGGCAUGUUGGGACUUGAGAAUCUGCUUUACUUUUCUCGUGAAUAUCCCGGCACAGCUCGUCAUCUUCUGUGUCACUCACAACAUCCCAAGUAUGGUUACACUUUUGCUGUUGUUGGUAUCAACAUCACUCAUAUGGCUUGGCGACUGUUGAAAGAAGGCCACGCUAAAGCUCACUUUUAUAAUCUCCUUCGGACAGGCACACGAGGAUAUCCAACACUUGAACAAUUCCAUCAAUUUUAUUGUUAUCUUUUCUAUGAAUUCGAUUCCUUCUGGAUUAAUGCUAAACCUGAUAAUUUAAUGCAGUUUAACAAUGUUCAAGAUAAAUUCGAACGAACAAUUAGAAAGGUCAGUGAUCGAGAGAAUUGUUUGUUUAAAAUGAAUUUAAGUGUUGAAAAUGUUUAAUUGCUUUUAUUUGCUUACAGUUGAUUCAAAAACUUUCAAAUCCUGUAAAAUUUAAAACAAUAUUAAUAAAAUAGAAGUUUCAAUUG